GUUAUGGUAGUGAGGAGUCUCUUGUCCAGGGCUUUUCUCCGAUCUAUGGCGACCGCAGCCGAUCGCCCCGCCACAGGAGCUGCCAAGAUCUUGGCAGGUAGCAAGACGAUUUCUCCCGCUGGUUCGUUUAGGGACAAGUUCGUCGCGGCGUUUGACAAGAUCAAGAAAGAGCUACUUGCGGAUUGCGAUGCUUUCCAGUUUACUCGUGAAUCCAGAGAAUGGGUGUCCAAGAUGUUGGACUACAAUGUUCCAGGAGGAAAAUUAAAUCGAGGUCUCUCGGUGAUCGACAGUUUGGUGCUGCUCAAGUCCGAAGACGAGCUCUCCCGGGAUGAAAUCGAGCAAGCGUUUGCUCUUGGAUGGUGUAUUGAAUGGCUGCAAGCUUACUUCCUAGUAAUGGAUGAUAUAAUGGACGAUUCACACACCAGGAGAGGAAAGCCGAGCUGGUUUAAACAGCCUAAUGUGGGUCUUGUUGCUGCAAACGAUGCAUUACUGCUUAGAAACCAUGUACCACGGAUUUUGAGGAAGUAUUUCCAUGGUCAGCUGUACUACUUUGAUCUCCGAGAACUUUUUGACGAGGUGGAAUAUCAAACAGCAUGCGGUCAGAUGCUUGAUCUGAUCACAUCGCCAGCCGGGAAGGUUGAUUUGUCCAAGUACGUCAUGGAAACCUAUCUCAGGAUUGUGAAGUUUAAGACAGCGUUUUAUUCUUUCUAUCUUCCGGUUGCUUGUGCUUUGUAUAUGUCAGGCGAGAGCGACAACUCCAAGUUCGAAUCUGCGAAACAAAUACUACUACAAAUGGGAACCUAUUUUCAAAUUCAGGAUGAUUUCUUAGAUUGUUAUGGACAUCCUGAUGUUAUUGGCAAGGUUGGAACAGAUAUCCAGGACGCAAAGUGUUCUUGGCUCAUUGUUCGAGCUAUUGAACGAGCAGAUGCUAGCCAGAAAACGAGACUAGAGAACAACUAUGGCAAGAAGGACAAUGCCUGUGUCGAGGAGGUGAAGAAAGUGUACAACGACUUGGGCCUUGCAGCAGCUUUCUCGGAGUAUCAACAGACAAGCUAUGGGAGAAUUUUGUCUGCUAUUGAUCGGGAAAAGAGUACUCGCUUACAAGGAGUUCUGUCGUUAUUUCUAGAAAAAAUUUACAAGCGCCAAAGUUAGUAUUGGGCUUCGUGCAAUGCGGAGCACAGAUGAUGAUUUUAGCUGUAAAUAUCCGUUGCUUUUCUCGCGCUAAAUGUGUCCCCAUCAAAGCCAACAAAAGCUGCAGCUAUCUGCUCAUUCGAGGACUUUUAAAUUUUUAUUAUGACACUUUAG
Selaginella moellendorffii is the source of this 1305-nucleotide messenger RNA. Its product is annotated as farnesyl pyrophosphate synthase. The record is from RefSeq and is a predicted model, not a curated record. Lineage: Eukaryota; Viridiplantae; Streptophyta; Lycopodiopsida; Selaginellales; Selaginellaceae. Gene Ontology annotation, molecular function: dimethylallyltranstransferase activity; (2E,6E)-farnesyl diphosphate synthase activity. Gene Ontology annotation, biological process: trans, trans-farnesyl diphosphate biosynthetic process. The coding region runs from base 4 to 1152 and encodes 382 amino acids. Gene Ontology annotation, cellular component: cytoplasm. The transcript is spliced from 14 exons.